AUGAAGGCUACACAGCUUGUUGCGACUAUUACUCUUAUUUUCGUUUACCUCAACCGCAGUCGAGCAGCUAGCCCCCACAUCGUGUUCAUAGUUGCAGACGAUCUGGGCUGGAACGAUGUUGGAUUCCGUAAUCCACAGGUUCUAACGCCACACUUGGACAAGUUGGCCAAAGCCGGAGUCAUCCUCAACUCCACCUAUGUCCAGCCCGUAUGUUCACCAUCCAGAAACUGUUUCAUGACUGGGUACUUCCCCUUCCACACUGGACUACAGGACGGCGUUAUUAGUCCAACAUCUCCUGGCUUUGUUCCCAUUAAGUUCACCUUCCUCCCUCAGAAGUUAAAGGAACUAGGAUACAGCACCCAUGCUGUUGGGAAGUGGCAUUUAGGCUUCUGCAACAUAAAGUACACUCCGACCUACCGUGGCUUUGAUACGUUUGUUGGGUAUUUAACCGGCGCUGAGAAUUAUUAUAACCACACAAGAGCAGAUGACCAUUUUUCUGGAUAUGAUUUUCGCUUUAAUACUUCUGUGUAUACAGAAGUCAAGGGUAAAUAUUCAACUCGAGUGUUUGCAGAACGGGCAGUUGAUAUCAUCAAAUCUCACGAUAAGAACACGCCGUUAUAUAUGUAUCUGCCGUUUCAAGCAGUACACGCACCUCUACAAGUUCCCCCAGAGUAUGUAAACCUGUACAAGCAUAUCCAGAACAUACCACGAAGGACGUACUGCGGUAUGAUCAGUGCCCUUGAUGAAGCUGUUGCUAACAUCACGAAUGCCUUGGAGAAAACGGGACUCAUUGACAACUUGCUGUUGGUGUUCACGACUGACAAUGGCGGACCUUAUUACAUUGCUGCUAACAAUCUUCCUCUACGUGGAUCUAAGGGUACACUGUGGGAAGGGGGAACGAAAGGAGCUGCUUUCAUCUAUAGUAAAACCCUUCUCAAGAAGACGGGCUACCUCAACACUGGAAUGAUGCAUGCUGUGGACUGGUACCCGACCUUGGUGGAGCUGGCUGGUGGAAAGAAUACCGAUCCCAACAUGGACGGAGUCAGUCAGUACGACAUGCUGAUCAAUGGUGGACCGAGUAAGAGGAACGAGUUCGUCUACAACAUUCGCUACAAGACCAACUCCUCCGCAAUUAGAUAUGGUGAUCUCAAACUAAUGCGAGGGUUCCCGGGAAGUCACAGUGAUUGGAAUCCUCUUCCAACGUCUGGUGAGAGUUCAGAUGCCACUAUUCAAGACAACAAGGACAAGUUCCCUCCGUAUAUGCUGUACAAUAUCACCUCCGACCCAACUGAACAUUUCGACCUGUCUGCAAAGUACCCUGAGCUUGUAACGAUGAUGAAACUACGCCUUGAAAACUGGGAGAAGACGCGAGUACCAGCUUAUCAACCACCGUCUGACCCUAAAUCGAAUCCAGAACUCUAUGGCGGCAACUGGAGCCCAGGCUGGUGCUGAAUAUGGUAUUUUGUUGCCUACCAAAAUAAUAUUUUUAAUAUCAUUGCCUAUCGGCGAUAAAAUAGGUUCUGGAUACUUUUCAGUUUAGUCCCAUUGAUUGUUAUAUUAUAAUUACAUGUACCUCUUUUCAAGACGUUUUUGUAACAAUGGUUACUUUAUACGUUUCAAUUUUUGAAAUAUUCAUUUUUGCGCUUUGAUACAUCAUUUGCAUCGGGAAAAGUAUCGCGACAACACGUAAUAAUUUGAGUCAUCAUUCAUUCAUAUAUAUGUAUAAGAUCAGGUUUCGAUAUAGUGUGGACGGAUCAAGUCUAUCAGAAGCAUAAGUGAAACUAUUUAUUCAUGUUUCUUGUAUGGUUAUGAGUAGACAUACAAUGUAACGUUAGGAUAUCAUUGUUUCAAGACUGGAUUACAAAGAUUCAUACUCAAAUAUUGAAUGACGACAGUUUGAAACUACUAGGCGUGUUCAACAACAGUUCAUAUGUAACUAUAUGAACGCUUAAGAAGUAAAGCGGUUCAGCCAAAA
This is a messenger RNA of Haliotis rubra (blacklip abalone), 1975 nucleotides long. Its product is annotated as arylsulfatase J-like. Lineage: Eukaryota; Metazoa; Mollusca; Gastropoda; Lepetellida; Haliotidae. The record is from RefSeq and is a predicted model, not a curated record. Bases 1 to 1452 code for a protein of 483 amino acids. The transcript has 3 exons.